UAUUGGAUACGUAUCGUUACUUGGACUGGAACAAAACAGCUAUUUGGGGAUGGUCAUAUGAAGGUUUUGCUUCAACGUUAGCUGCUACAUAUGGUAAAUUUAACUGUACAAUGGCUGUAGCCCCUGUCACUGAUUGGAGAUUUUAUGAUUCUGUUUAUACUGAAAAAUAUAUGGGAUUACCAAAAGCAACAGAUAAUUUACAAGCUUACAAGGAUUCCAACAUAUCUGCACAUGCAUCAGGUCUUCAUAAUACAAAAUUUCUCCUGGUACAAUACUAUGAAAGGUUCUUUGCAUAUAUAUACAGUAAACAAAUAAUUAAUGUUUAUGAGUGCAAUUAGUGGACAGAAUACUUCAUGAGGUGAAAGAUGAAAUGAUCCAUUCAACGAGACGUAACCGAGUUGAAUGGAUUGUCGGUUAUUUCAUCUUUCACCGAACAGAGAGAAAAGGUUUUAGAUGUGAAUAGUGUUAAAAAGAUGGCUUCCAUGGGCUUUUAAAUGUUUUUUAAAGUAGUAUAGGCCUAGGGCUAGGCUAUAGAUUUCUAGAUAUUCUUAUAUUCUUAUAUGAGAAACUAAAUUGU
This is a messenger RNA of Lytechinus pictus (painted urchin), 577 nucleotides long. Its product is annotated as dipeptidyl peptidase 4-like. The coding region runs from base 111 to 338 and encodes 75 amino acids. The record is from RefSeq and is a predicted model, not a curated record. NCBI's taxonomy places the organism in Eukaryota, Metazoa, Echinodermata, Echinoidea, Temnopleuroida, Toxopneustidae. Gene Ontology annotation, cellular component: plasma membrane. The transcript is spliced from 4 exons. Gene Ontology annotation, molecular function: serine-type peptidase activity. Gene Ontology annotation, biological process: proteolysis.